Messenger RNA from Anarrhichthys ocellatus (wolf-eel), 1440 nucleotides. RefSeq names its product succinate dehydrogenase [ubiquinone] iron-sulfur subunit, mitochondrial-like. NCBI's taxonomy places the organism in Eukaryota, Metazoa, Chordata, Actinopteri, Perciformes, Anarhichadidae. The record is from RefSeq and is a predicted model, not a curated record. Gene Ontology annotation, molecular function: 2 iron, 2 sulfur cluster binding; electron transfer activity; oxidoreductase activity. Bases 127 to 972 code for a protein of 281 amino acids. The transcript has 8 exons. Gene Ontology annotation, cellular component: mitochondrial membrane. Gene Ontology annotation, biological process: aerobic respiration; tricarboxylic acid cycle; respiratory electron transport chain.
CGUGUAAUGUUUAUGAUUCAUUCAAUGAUGUAACACUGCUGCCCUCUAGUAGACGAUACAAAAGUGAGCUGCCCUGUCUGUCCUGUAGUGUACUGUCUCUAGUCUCUAACUCUAUAACUUAGGAAGAUGUCGGUGGUCGGUGGCGCCUUGUGUCGAAAUGUUUUGGCUGUGAGGAAUUCUAGCAUGAUGGUGAUGGUACGGCAUGCUCAGACGGCCGCUGCCCCGGCUCCUGAACCCAGGAUCAAGAAGUUCCAGAUUUACCGCUGGGACCCAGACACCGCUGGAGACAAACCGCGAAUGCAGACCUAUGAAAUUGAUCUCAACACUUGUGGUCCAAUGACUCUGGAUGCCCUCAUUAAGAUCAAGAAUGAGAUUGACCCCACACUCACAUUCAGACGCUCCUGCCGUGAAGGUAUCUGCGGCUCAUGUGCCAUGAACAUAAAUGGAGGCAACACACUGGCAUGCCUUAACAAAAUUGACACCAACACAAGCAAACCAACGAAAAUCUACCCGCUCCCACACAUGUAUGUGGUCAAAGAUCUGGUGCCUGAUAUGAGCAACUUCUAUGCGCAGUACAAAUCCAUCGAGCCCUACCUGAAAAAGAAGGAUGACACUCAAGAAGGGAAAGAGCAGUAUUUCCAGUCGGUGGAAGACAGGCAGAAACUGGAUGGCCUGUAUGAGUGCAUCCUGUGUGCUUGCUGCAGCACCAGCUGUCCCAGCUACUGGUGGAACGGAGACAAAUACUUGGGACCUGCUGUCCUCAUGCAGGCCUACCGGUGGAUGAUUGACUCCCGUGAUGAGUUCACAGAGGAACGUCUGUCUAAACUUCAGGACCCCUUCUCUCUCUACCGCUGCCACACUAUCAUGAACUGCACCAAGACGUGUCCCAAGGGACUCAACCCGGGAAAAGCCAUCGCAGAGAUCAAGAAAAUGAUGGCGACUUACAAAGAGAAGAAAGCAGCAGCUAUAUGAACGUGUGAAAAUCCAGCUGGCUCAAGAGAUCCACUGACCUUGAACAAAGUGAAGAGGAAGAGAAGAGCAAACCAAGAAACUAUUGCCUACAUCAGCACCUUUUCAUCAUUUUUAUUAAGUUUGGGGGAUGCGAGUGUGUUGGCGUGCGCCGAGCGGGAUUUGAUGAGGUUGAGGAAUACAGAACAUUGUGAGAAAAGGCUGCUCAAAAAAACUGUAAAAGAAAAAUAUUUUGAGUGAUGCAACAGGUUGGACCACAUUUCUGCUAUUUGUUUGAAAAAUUUAAAUACUUGGCUCUGUUGUAUUUACUCUUUAGGAAAAGCUCAUGGAGCUUGUGGACUGUAAAUAUUUAGAUAUGUGUUAAUUAAAGAUGUGCUGGGCUCAUGAUGGAAAGUGAAUGUUUUUGGUUCAGAAAAGAAGAAAUUACUCUUUUGUUGAUUGCCUUUGCGACUUACAUUGCAAUAAACAAUA